CCUGUGCUUUGCAGAUUCUAGAGCAACCAUUGGAAAUGUUGCGGACGGGAAUUGUGGGGGAUGAGAAGCUGGCUGUGAAGAGUAGGAAUGUGGCGGGGAGUACGGUGGGGAAGCAUUUGAGACAUGUCCUCGACCACUUCCGCCUUCUCCUCGACGCACUCGACGAGCACAGCGCAAAUAGCAGCGGCGGCACUGCUUCAUCCUCUUCCUCCUCCUCCUCUUCUACCAGCGAGCAAGGUCUUCCUAUUGUAGACUACGACCGCCGGUCUCGCUCCCUCCCCAUCGAGACUUCCGCCAGCGAAGCCCUAGCCGAGUUCGAACGUACCCAACACCGCAUCUCUUCCCUCCUCGACUCUCCCGACGGGACUGCUCUAGACCGUCCCCUCAUCCUACGAGCUACUACGCCAAUCCUGCAAGAGUUCCACUCGACACUAGGUAGGGAAGUAUGGUUUAUUGCGCUCCACUCGAUCCACCACUUUGCCCUUGCGAGGGUGAUUCUUAAUGAGCUUGGCGUGGAGGAGAGUAUUUCAAAGGAGUUUGGAGUCGCGCCUAGCACACUGGUGUUUAGGGAAUGGAGCAAGGCACAGAAGAGUGAUGAUCAGGCUAGGGUGUCGCAAUCGGGCGGUGAGAGGUCGAAGUUGUAGACGACAGGUUCACAAGGCGACCUCAACGCAGGGUGGCAAUGCUACCUUGGUCAGAUGAAUGUAGCUCGAGGCUAGCGGCUCGCCAUACCGUACCUCGCAGGCUUCUGCCUGUGAGAGAAAACAUGGUAUAUAUUGCACACACUUCUAAAGACUGCACUACGGCUCUGACAGGCCAACAUACUCGAAAAAGGCAGGGAUGAUGCUCGCUGCAAAGAAGCCAAUGUUGCUGUACACCAAGACUUUUGUCAAGAC
This is a messenger RNA of Microstroma glucosiphilum, 896 nucleotides long. RefSeq lists its product as hypothetical. The transcript has 2 exons. Lineage: Eukaryota; Fungi; Basidiomycota; Exobasidiomycetes; Microstromatales; Microstromataceae. The record is from RefSeq and is a predicted model, not a curated record. The coding region runs from base 36 to 644 and encodes 202 amino acids.